Propithecus coquereli (Coquerel's sifaka) is the source of this 2986-nucleotide messenger RNA. It is a transcript of the gene RBM12B, whose product is annotated as RNA binding motif protein 12B. The record is from RefSeq and is a predicted model, not a curated record. Gene Ontology annotation, cellular component: nucleoplasm; ribonucleoprotein complex. NCBI's taxonomy places the organism in Eukaryota, Metazoa, Chordata, Mammalia, Primates, Indriidae. Gene Ontology annotation, molecular function: RNA binding. The coding region runs from base 1 to 2982 and encodes 993 amino acids. Gene Ontology annotation, biological process: regulation of RNA splicing. The transcript has a single exon.
AUGGCUGUAGUCAUCCGUUUACUUGGGCUUCCUUUUAUUGCGGGGCCUGUGGAUAUUCGUCACUUCUUCACGGGAUUGACUAUUCCUGAUGGAGGAGUGCAUAUAAUUGGAGGGGAAAUUGGGGAGGCUUUUAUUAUUUUUGCAACAGAUGAAGAUGCAAGACGUGCCGUAAGCCGUUCAGGAGGGUUUAUCAAGGAUUCAUCUGUAGAGCUCUUUCUUAGUAGCAAGGCAGAAAUGCAGAAGAUUAUAGACAUGAAAAGAACUGAUCGUGUGGGAAGAGGGCGACCAGGAUCUGGGGCAUCAGGGGUUGGCAGCCUAUCUAAUUUUACUGAGGCAAUUAAGGAAGAAGCAAGUAAUUCUGGAUAUGGCUCUUCGAUUAAUCAAGAUGCUGGGUUUCAUACUAAUGGUACAGGACAUGGUGAUUUAAGGCCAAGAAAGACAAGGCCAUUGAAGGCUGAGAAUCCUUACUUGUUUCUACGAGGUUUGCCUUACUUAGUAAAUGAAGAUGACGUACGUGUCUUUUUCUCUGGUUUGUGUGUGGAUGGAGUAAUUUUCCUAAAACAUCAUGAUGGCCGAAAUAAUGGUGACGCCAUAGUAAAAUUUGCUUCAUGUAUUGAUGCUUCAGGAGGUCUUAAAUGUCAUAGAAGUUUUAUGGGUUCACGAUUUAUAGAAGUAAUGCAAGGAUCAGAACAACAGUGGAUUGAAUUUGGUGGUAAUGCAGUUAAGGAGGAUGAAGUUCCUAUGAGAUCUGAAGAACGUUCUCCACCAAGAGGAAUUAAUGAUAGACAUUUUCGAAAAUGGUCUCAUUCAAAAUCUCCAAGAAGAACACGUUCUCGUUCCCCUCUUGGAUUUUAUGUUCACUUAAAAAAUCUGUCCCUAAGUAUUAAUAAAAGGGAUUUAAGAAAUUUCUUUAGAGAUACUGAUCUGACUAAUGAACAGAUUAGAUUUUUAUAUAAAGAUGAAAGAAGAACAAGAUAUGCCUUUGUGAUGUUCAAGACUCUGAAAGACUAUAAUACUGCUCUGGGUUUACAUAAGACUGUUUUACAAUAUCGUCCAGUUCAUAUUGAUCCAGUUUCUAGAAAACAGAUGCUGAAGUUCAUUGAAUGUUACGAAAAGAAGAGACCAGGGUCAAUAGAGAAAGAGAGGCCUGGACAUGUUUCACAAAAAUACUCUCAAGAAGGCUACUCUGGCCAGAAGCUGUGCAUAUAUAUAAGAAAUUUUCCAUUUGAUGUUACAAAAGUUGAAGUGCAGAAGUUCUUUGCAGACUUUUCUCUCGCUGAGAAUGACAUUUACUUGCUUUAUGAUGACAAAGGAGUUGGUCUGGGAGAAGCAUUGGUGAAAUUUAAAUCAGAAGAACAGGCCGUGAAAGCCGAACGUUUAAACCGACGAAGAUUCUUAGGGACAGAGGUAUUAUUAAGACUUAUAUCUGAGGCACAAAUGCAGGAGUUUGGUGUAAAUUUUUCCUUGAUGUCCAGUGAGAAAAUGCAAGUCUAUCCAGAGUCAUGUGAUAGAGAUGACCAUUCCCAUUUAUUUGACUCAAAAGAUGCACCAGUGUACUCAGUUGGCCCUUCUGAAAACUUCAGACAUCAGCUAGAGGACUUGAGGCAACUGGAUAACUUCAAGCAUCCCCAGGGGGAUUUCCGACAGCCAGAUAGGCGCGCUCCAGAAGACUUCAGGCACUCUUCAGAAGAUUGCAGGUUCCCCCCAGAGGAGUUCAGGCGUUCCCCAGAGGACUUCAGGCGCCCUCGGAAGGAGCACUUCAGGCGGCCUUCUGAGGAGGACUUCCGCCGCCCUUGGGAAGAGGACUUCAGGCACCCCCCGGAGGAUGACUUCAGGCACUGUAGGGAGGAGGACUGGAGGUGGCCUCUUGAGGAGGAUUGGAGGCGGCCACUGAAGGAGGAUUUCAGGCGGUCUCCCAAGGGGGACUUCAGGCAGCUUCCUGAAGAGGACUUCAGGCAACCCCCCGAGGAAGACUUCAGGUGGCCUCCAGAGGGAGAUUUCAGGCGGCCACCUGAGGAGGACUGGAGACGGCCACCCGACGUGGAGUUGAGGCGGCCACCUGAGGUGGACUUGAGACGGCCACCCGAGGAAGACUUUCGGAGGCCCUCAGAAGAGGAUUUCAGGCAUUCCCCUGAGGAAGACUACAGGCAUUUGCCCCAGGAGCAUUUUAGACGGCCAUCCCAGGAGCACUUCCGGCGGCGGCCCCCGGAGUAUUUCAGGCGACCACCUCCGGAGCACUUCAGGCGGCCACCCACGGAGCACUUUAGACGGCCACCCCCGGAGCAUUUCAGGCGUCCGCCCCAGGAGCAUUUCAGGCGUCCGCCCCAAGAGCAUUUCAGGCGUCCACUGCAGGAGCAUUUCAGGCGCUCCCGAGAGGAAGAGUUCAGGCACCCACCAGAUGAAGACUUCAGGGGCCCUCCUGAUGAAGACUUUAGGCGCCCUCCCGAUAAGGACUUCAGAAGCUCCCAGGAGGAAGAUUUUAGAUGCCCUUCUGAUGAGGACUUCAGGCAGCUCCCUGAGGAAGACCUUAGGGAAGCUCCAGAGGAGGACCCUAGACUUCCUGACAAUUUUAGACCUUCUGGUGAGGAUUUUAGGAGCCCGCCUGAUGAUUUUAGAAGUCAUCGCCCUUUUGUGAAUUUUGGUCGCCCAGAAGGUGGCAAGUUUGAUUUUGGAAAGCAUAAUAUGGGAGGUUUUCCUGAGGGGCGAUUUAUUCCUGAUCCAAAGUUAAAUUGUGGUUCAGGUAGAGUAACUCCUAUUAAGAUAAUGAAUCUUCCAUUUAAAGCUAAUGUUAAUGAAAUUUUAGACUUUUUCCAUGGUUACAGAGUCAUACCUGAUUCAGUUUCGAUACAGUAUAAUGAGCAAGGAUUACCUACAGGGGAAGCCGUUGUUGCUAUGGUAAACUAUAAUGAAGCUAUGGCUGCUAUUAAAGAUCUAAAUGAUAGGCCAGUUGGCCCCAGAAAGGUUAAGUUAAUUUUGCUCUAGAGAG